Molecule: messenger RNA, 1059 nt
Organism: Cladocopium goreaui
Lineage: Eukaryota; Dinophyceae; Suessiales; Symbiodiniaceae
Source: the annotation of a GenBank genome assembly
AUGGUAAUGGCAGGGUCCUCUGGUGAUUUGCGAAGGCAAAUCGAAGCCAUCCAGGCACGUGACUGCAGCAUGGAGGCGAAGUUCCGUGCAACGAGUGCAGGGAUUGAUGUGAACGCCCUUGCAGAGCUAGAGGCAUUUCCAACAGAUGCUGCAGGUUGUAUCAGUGGGUGUGACAAUGAGAAGCUAAGACACUGGUCAGAGCAAAUUGACAUGUUCUAUCACUUUGACAAUGAGAAUGGUGGGAGAGCUCAAAGAGUAUGGGUUCAAUUCCUAUCUCUUGCAUUUCCUUUUAUGAUGGGUUGGACUUUGCAGUCAAUGCUUCUUUCAGUGCUAGCGCGGGCUGACUUUCAUCGAAAACGUGGCGCUGCCAAGUUCCAAUAUGUGGAGGUGUUCUGUGGCAGAGGUAACUUGUCACGAGCUUGCAUUGCUGCAGGCCUGCUGGGAGUGUCCCUGGAUACAUGUGUCAAUCCAGACCAUGAUGUUCUCUCAGCCAGUGGCUUUAGAUUGCUUCUAGCUGCUUUGACUGGCACAGUUCAAAAAGGAUUGCUCUGGAUAGGGACGCCAUGUCGGUCUUUUUCAGUGAUGUCAGCGUCUGUCAGCCGGCGGACGGCGGAGAACAUGUACCUGGGAGACACUUCGCUGUUUUGCGUGCAACUUGGGAAUGUCCUUGCAGACAUCUCAGGACUUCUUCUUUUGCUGGGCUUUCUUCUAAACUUGUCAGAGGGAUUGGAACAACCAGGGGGAAGCACACUUCCUCUCACGCCAGUGGUGAAUGCUGUUCUUCGAUUCAUUGGUUCCAGCAGGACAGACACAUACCAUUGGUGUUUUGGUGGACCGACGUUGAAGCCACUUCAGCUAUGGAGCCGGUGCAACUUCAUUAGGCACUUGAGGAGGCCAAAACCUUUUGUUCCAUCCAUGGAGGAAAAUGCCCUAGCCAAGAGAGGUUCUGAUGGCUCCUACACUGGGAACCGGGAGCUCCUGGAAGAAAGCCAAGAAUACACUUUGCAAUUUGGCAGAUCUGUAGUUGCUGCUCUGUUCCAUGAAUGGCGUGGCAAUUAA